Molecule: messenger RNA, 765 nt
Organism: Mauremys mutica (yellowpond turtle)
Lineage: Eukaryota; Metazoa; Chordata; Testudines; Geoemydidae
Product: neural proliferation differentiation and control protein 1-like
Exons: 8
Coding region: 1-741 (246 amino acids)
Cellular component (GO): membrane
Source: RefSeq, a predicted model, not a curated record
AUGCGGACCCUGCGCUGGCUGGCGGCCCUGGCAGCUCUGCUGGGGCCGGGGCUGGCCCCGCGGGCCGGGGGGGCGGCAGGCCCGGCUGCGGUUUGCCCACCGCGGAUCCGGCUGAACUGUCUCCUACAGCGGCGUAAGGGCUGCGGCCCCGGGGGGAUCCGGACCUGCGGCCCCUGCAUCCGCCCCUACCGCGAGGACCCCGGUGGGGACUGUGUCCUCGACACACCGCACAGGAAUGGCGACGGAGCCCAGACGGACACUAGACCCAGCGACCUGGCCACCCUCAUCCGCUCCCUGGUGGCCAACAAACAGAAGGGAUCCAGGACCCCUGGGACCAAGACCCCUGAGCACGUGCUGGUGCUGAUGUGCUCCGUGACCGGGGUCUCGGGGCUGCUGGUGGCUGCCCUCUGCUGGUACAGGUUGCAGCGGGAGGUGCGUCUGGCCCAGAAGUUGGCAUAUACGGCGUGUCGGGGGAAUCAUUAUCGAUACCACCAGCCCGGAAUGUACAUGGACGCCCGGCUGGCCCAGUCCUGCCAGGUGCACCAGUACCAGCGCCAGAAAAAGAUCCUGACCAAUGAGGAGAGCCCCCCAAAGCCCGUCCAGCAGCUGUCGACGGAGUCGGAGACUGAGAACGGGGACUUCACUGUGUACGAAUGUCCCGGACUGGCACCGGGUGGGGAGAUGGAAAUCCACAACCCGCUCUUCAGCACGGCGUCCGCCCGGCAGCGCUGCCCCCCCUAACCCCGCCCCCCACCAUUCAGCCCC